This is a messenger RNA of Pyricularia oryzae 70-15, 2521 nucleotides long. RefSeq lists its product as uncharacterized. The record is from RefSeq and is a predicted model, not a curated record. NCBI's taxonomy places the organism in Eukaryota, Fungi, Ascomycota, Sordariomycetes, Magnaporthales, Pyriculariaceae. The transcript has a single exon. Bases 294 to 2321 code for a protein of 675 amino acids.
CGACGUACAGUAUCUGCGGCUGUAAUUCUGGGCUGUGUUGUAGUAUCGUAGCUGAGACAAAAGGGGUUCAGCUCUCGAGUGAGGGAGGAAUCUCAGUCCCGAAAGUAAAAAAAAGGAAAGUGAUUUCCCCAACCAGAAAGGGCAGCGAAUUGACCGUCAAUCAACCUCGGAAACCCAGUCUGUUCGCCCAGAAUGUAUCCGCAGUCAAUUCCGACCAUGGAUUCUGUCGCAAUCCCAAACCCGAUCAAUCACCCGACAACUUUGCAGACACUCCUCGACGUCCUGCUGCGGCCAUGACGGGCUCAAAUCCGCACCUGGUCGCUGCUCGGCAUUGCAUUGCCAAGUUGACGGCGCACAUCGUGUCGCCAUCGCGCGUGGCCGUCCUCGGCAAGAAGGAGCGUGCAGCAAUCCAUGAUGCGCUUUCGCAGUGGAGAAGUCGCACGGCGUCGGCCAGAUCGUGGUUGGCAGCUCAAUAUCCCGACCUAGACUCCAUGCCCCAGUCGUUGAUCCUCGGCAUGAGUGAGCUCGAGGAAGACAUCGAUACCCUGGCCUUUGCAGCAGCCCACAAGGCUCUCGGGAUCUUCCUAGACGUCGCCCAGGUUGUGGCCUGCAGUAAGGCUAAAACUGCCGCAAGGACUAAUGCAGGUCAGCCGCAGCUCCUGCUCUCUAGCUGGGACCACACCGAGGCCGAGCUGCUCCAGAGACUUGAGAAACAACGUGACCUCGAUCGUUUGGGCAAAGGAGCGGAGCUCUUCCGGCGCUUGGUGACCGGAGACUACGGCACCACCAUCACCAAGAUUCGGGCCCGCGUGGAUGCCCUCCAGCUGGGAGCUUGCCAAUUGAGUCCCCACCCUGUGGCGGAAUGCCCGCGCCUGAAGCUUCUGGGGAGGCCCGAACAGCAGCUGCUUGGCGACAUUGCCGACGCAGCGAGCUAUCUCUGGACGGAGUUUCCAGACCCUGCUCAGCUCAUGGCUCGGUACCAGACCGAAACAACGAUGGAUUUACUACUGAUCAAAGACCGCCGAUCCGAAAUCGUGGGCCUCCUCGACGGAAUGGUAGCCGAGGCGCUUGACUGCGCCUGUGAUGUCAAGCUGAGUGGUGCAAGCAAGAUCAGGCCCGCCACAACCCAACGGCCCACGGCCCGAGUCCAAGGUUGGCGUUUUCGACUCGCUGUUCUGGUUCAACUUGCACGGAAAUCUUGGCCGUUGUUGCCAUUCAUGCUGCGCGAGGCGCCCAGUCGGACAAAACUUGGCGAAAAGGAUACCUUGGAGGCAGCCAAAAACAUGCGCAUCUGGCACCGUGUCAGAGCGGUCAUCGUCGGCCGCGGAUAUCGUCAUGCGGCAUUCCUGUUUGCUGUUGCAGUUCUUCUCAACGCAUCUUUCAACAUCGUCGUCGGCGGCUUCCUGGGGAAUGAUCCUGUGGCAGAUAUACGCGUUGCUCUCGCACGGCCAGACCUGCUGUGGUCGGAAACCCUGGAGACACCUCUGUCGUCCUAUGUGUCCUUCCAUUUGCAAUUUGCGUCGCUAGUUCUAAUCGCAAAGAUGGCGAUCUCGGGUAUCCUGACGAUAAACUAUCCAGGGUCGAGAUGGCGUGGUAUGGCAGUCAUGUCUGCACCGUUGUCCGACUUACUCAAGGUUGUCUUGAUGGUUACAACACUCGCGAUAGUACAGCGUGUGUUUUGCCUCGCGAUGCAACUAGGCUCGCUGGGCAUAAUCUUUACGGCCCUCCACGGUAGCAAUCUCAGGGAUUGGAAGCUGCUAAUGGCCAAGGACCUCACGAGUUUCAGCCUCGACCCAUCGUCGUAUUUCACAGCCAUGCACAUAUUAUUCUGCAUCAUCAAUGUCGCAGCCCUGUUCGUUAUUCUGGUAAUGCUCAUCUCAAAGGGCCGCUUCGUCUUGCCGACCAUGGUGUAUGCGGCGGCACGCUGCAUCUGGUACGCCGUCGGCCACCGCUCCGUCGUCUACCUGCCGCUCGAAACCGCCAACUUUUUCGUCGCUGUUGGGUUCGCCAUCCUGGGGGCUCUAAUGCUUCUCGAGGAGUUCUUCCACGAUCCGAUGCGGCUGGAGGCUAGUCGUUGCCUCGGCGUGAUGAGUCGUGAUGCUGCUAUGCUGGCGUACAAGGAGUCGGAACAGCGUGCCCUGCACCAUCGCAGAGAAGACACGCAGUUGCGGGAUCCAAUGCGACAGGCCUUGCCUUUUGCGGACCAGGUUCGAUGGCUUCCGGGUUUCUACCCAACAUAUCCAGAGGUCUUUUUAUCCAUGCUCAAUUCUUGUGGGUAUCCACUGGCCAAAAGUAAGGUUUCUCGUGGUAAUGCAAGAUGAAAAGCUUUUUUUAUUGCAACAAACGUUUUUAUUUUUCACCUCCUUGGUCCAAGUGCGCACUCUGCGGUGCGGAUUUGCCCCUUUCUGUGCCUCAUUUUGUGAUCACACGUCCAGCUGCUCUCCGUCCACUGUACGACAUGCUUCGCGUGAUGCUAAAUUUGAACUCUAGUGAAGCCACGGAUUAGUGGACUGGCGCGUUG